AUGUCUCCUGCACCUGUGGCUGCUGAGAUGCAGCCCGAUCACUCGCUACAAACAUUAGCCCGAGCUUUCGAAGCUCUUCUGCUAACCACCCAGCAAUUCAGCUGCAAGGAGAAGAGCUUGCAGCAAAGGCUGAAAUAUGCCAACAACGAGUAUAUGAAACUCGCAGAUCGACUUCCCGAUGGGCCGGAUACCCAUACCAAAAUCGUUUCGGAGAAAAUUCUCGGUCGAUACACCGAAUAUGAUCACACUCAGAAAGAACCUUCGAAUCCUCAGGCUGUAGUAAAAUCUCUCGCAGAGUCUGGAAACGUAGGAGAUCAGGCUCUGUCUGCCAUUACGGAUGGGCUGGCUUGCUACCAGACUGUCGUCCCUUCGCAAGAAAAUGGGCUGAUGCCUGACCUCAACCAAUGUAUCGUUGCUACACGAGCUGGCGCCCCCCGUCCCUUGGAAAAGGAUUUCACGACGCGCGGCAUGAAGGGCAGUUUGCGCUGCCCGUUCGCCAAGUCUCGCAAUAAGCCCUCUGAGAAUGGAGCAUCGAACGGGGUCGAGGGUCACUCGAACGUCCCCAAUGAUGCUUGCGGACACGAGGAUGCGGACCCCAUAAAAGCUGAGCAGAAAGAUAAACAAUCUGUUCACACACCCUCCGCAAGAUCCUCGACCACCCAAUGCCAAGUUUCAAAGUGCCCCAUUAGGUUCUUAGAUCAGCAUAGUCCCGAAGAGGUUGCCGAUUAUGUCGAGAGACAUAAGCACGAGAUCCCUCGGAGUCAUGCCAUCUGCGUGCAACGAUACCAGAAAGACUCGUCGAGCAUGCGGCAGUUAGACGCAAAGUAUGGUAAUCUGAUCAGUAUGAUACGGGGUCUGUCCGUUAAGCACCAGGCUUUCCUGCCAAAGAAUGGGCAGAGUAACGGGCCAACGUCCAGUUCCUCCGCCGAGCGAGUGGAAAAAUGGGCUGAGGACGUUGGCCUGAAAUCGGAAAUGCAACCAUCCAUCAAAGAGGAGGAAGAGGAGGAGGAAGAAGAGAGAAAGGGGCACUUUGAUCGCCCACUACGAGAGGUUCGAGUCGGUGAAUCCCCUAGCAGGCCUUGGGGGAUCCCUGUGCCUGUUCCCUUGCCUGCGGCGCCAGCAGGACCACAUUCGCCGGCAGCUCCAGUUCCGGCUUCUCUCAGCCAUCCGUCUCCAAAGUCCUCUGACAACACCGAUGCGGAUGUCUCUUCUAUAGCGCCGCUACAAGGCCCGUCUCACGACACGGCAGACGCCGCUCCGAAACUUGGCCGCUGCCCCUUUGGCCAUGGAGCACCCCCGGCGGAUAACUUGGCACCCGAGACUGAGACUAUUCGCAAUCCGGAUCCCAUCAACGACACCCCCGAGUAUACUACUGGACAAGACUAUGAAGCACCUCCAGAGUUCCAUGGUCCCUCCGGCAAUCCUGCGGCCAACGUUGUCUUCAACGGGCCAGUGUUUUUUGGCUUCUCGCCGGACCAGACGGCUGCGUUUCUACAACAAUUAAGCCGCCUAGGUCAUAACCCAACAUGA
This is a messenger RNA of Aspergillus affinis, 1530 nucleotides long. RefSeq lists its product as uncharacterized. The coding region runs from base 1 to 1530 and encodes 509 amino acids. The record is from RefSeq and is a predicted model, not a curated record. The transcript has 2 exons. Lineage: Eukaryota; Fungi; Ascomycota; Eurotiomycetes; Eurotiales; Aspergillaceae.